GAGAGAGAGAGAGAGAGAGAGAGAGAGAGAGAGCUAGGGUUUGAUCAAGAUUUUGGAUUUUGUUAUCAUGAUGAUUGGAGCAAGACUUCUACUAUCUGUGGUUGCUUUGGCAAUUUCAUGUCCUCCUCUUGUUUGGUCUUCUACAGCACAGAGUACAGACCCAUCAGAAGUUAAGGCAUUAAGGGCUAUCAAAAGCAAUCUGGUUGAUCCUUUCAGUAAUCUUAAUAGUUGGAAUAGUGGCGAUCCAUGUACAUCAAAUUGGACAGGAAUAAUCUGCCAAUCUACUACAAAUGAUGGAUAUCUUCAUGUACAUGAACUGUUGCUGCUUAAUUCUAAUCUCUCUGGAACUUUGGCGCCUGAGGUUGGUCUCCUGUCUCGAUUGGAGAUAAUGGAUUUUAUGUGGAACAACAUAAGUGGAAGCAUUCCAAAGGAGAUUGGGAAUAUUACUUCCUUGAAACUUCUGCUUUUAAAUGGUAACCGACUCUCUGGAUUUCUUCCAAAAGAGAUUGGUUUUCUUCCUAACUUGAAUAGGAUACAAAUUGAUGAGAACCAGAUAUCAGGUCCAAUUCCUACAUCAUUCGCAAAUUUGAAGAGCAUGAAGCAUUUCCACAUGAACAAUAAUUCGUUAAGCGGCCAAAUUCCACUUGAGUUGUCUGGACUAUCAAGUGUGUUUCACCUUCUGCUGGACAAUAACAAGUUAUCGGGACAUAUUCCUCCAGAACUUGCAAAGAUGCCCAGCUUGCAGAUUCUCCAGCUUGAUAAUAAUAACUUCAGUGGGAGCACCGUUCCAACCCCUUUCGCAAAUAUGACUUCACUUCUUAAGCUGAGCCUUAGGAACUGCAGCUUACGAGGAGCUGUUCCAGAUUUGAGUAUGAUACCUCAACUUAUAUACCUAGAUCUCAGCUGGAAUCAGCUGGAGGGAACCAUUCCAUCUAAUAAGCUUUCAGAGAACAUAACCACAAUUGAUCUGUCAAACAACAACCUUAAUGGACCAAUACCUUCCAACUUCUCACAUCUUCCCAAACUUCAAAGAUUGUCUCUUGAAAACAAUAAACUAAAUGGUUCUGUUCCGUCGGCUAUCUGGCAGAAUAUGCCAUUAUACGGAAAUAAGAGUGUCCUCUUGGAUUUCCAAAAUAAUUCACUAACAGAACUUUCUGCCGCUUUCAGCAUUCCAGAAAAUGUUACUGUCUUGUUAUAUGGGAAUCCUGUUUGUUCAGGCCAAAUCAACAUAUCAAAUCUUUGUCAGCCGGUCAACAAAUCGUCAGCACCUGGAAGCUCACCAGACUCCAAUAGUAGUUGUGGCUGCAAUACAGAUUUAGGCUAUGAGUUCAACCAAUUAUCUCCCAGUACAUGUUCUUGUUCCAUUCCAUUUGGAAUUGGGAUUCGCUUGAAAAGUCCGGGAAUAUCAUAUUUUCAUCCAUACAAGGAUGAUUUCAAGGAUUUCUUGACCAAUAGGCUUAACCUGUACCGCAAUCAAUUAUAUGUUGAUUCAGAUAUCUGGGAAGGUCGGAGGCUGAAGAUGUACCUGAAGUUAUUUCCAAGCAAUACCAGUUUGUUUAAUGAAAGUGAGAUUUUACGAAUUCGAGAUAUCUACAGUAGUUGGGAGAUUACACUCCCAGGUAUUUUUGGACCAUAUGAACUUCUCAACUUCACACUGGGACCAUAUGCAAAUGUUAUUCCAACUACAGCCGCAUCAGGAUUAAGCAAGAUUGCGAUAGUAGGCAUUGUCUUAGGGGCAUGUCUUGGUGCAGCUUUUAUAUCAGCAACUGUUACAGUUUUUAUUAUGAAGAAGCUCCCAAGAAAUCAAAAGGGUUCUAAGAGACGUUUAUUGUCUAGUUCAAUCAAAAUUGAUGGUGUGAAAGGCUUUGCAUUUGAUGAAAUGGCAUUAGCAACAAGUAAUUUUAACAGCUCCACUCAAGUUGGUGAAGGAGGAUAUGGCAAAGUAUAUAAGGGUGUUUUAGCAGAUGGAUCACUCGUAGCCAUUAAGCGUGCACAAGAAGGAUCAUUGCAAGGUUCAAAAGAAUUCUUCACUGAAAUACAGUUGUUAUCAAGGUUGCACCAUCGUAACCUCGUUUCUUUGGUUGGAUAUUGUAUUGAAGAAGGUGAACAGAUGUUGGUCUAUGAAUUCAUACCAAAUGGCACUUUGCGAGAUCACCUUACAGGUAAAUCAAAAGAGCCAAUGAACUUUCCAGUGAGGUUGCGUGUUGCAUUGGCUGCUGCCAAGGGCAUCCUAUAUCUCCAUACCGAAGCAGACCCUCCCAUAUUCCAUCGAGAUAUUAAAGCCAGCAAUAUAUUGCUGGACUCAAAGCUUGUUGCCAAAGUUGCUGAUUUUGGACUUUCUCGGCUUGCCCCUGUACCAGAUUUUGAAGGUGCAACACCUGAUCAUGUCUCAACUGUUGUGAAGGGCACUCCGGGUUAUCUUGAUCCGGAAUACUUUCUGACUCAUAAGCUGACAGACAAAAGUGAUGUUUAUAGUCUUGGAGUUGUGUUUUUGGAAUUAUUGACGGCAAUGAAGCCGAUUUCGCAUGGGAAAAACAUUGUGAGAGAGGUGAAUUCAGCUUACCAAUCUGGUAAUAUUUUCUCAAUCAUCGAUAGCCAAAUGGGCGCUUACCCCUCUGAAUGCGUUGGAAAAUUUGUCUCGUUGGCGCUUAAAUGUUGUCAAGAUGAAACCGAUAUGAGGCCAUCUAUGUCUGAGGUAGUCAGAGAACUGGAAGUCAUAUGGCGAAUGACGCCUGAAAGUGAUGUGAUGUCAACAGAUUCUGUGGUCACAGAAUCACUUGACACAAACACUACUCCAUCAUCAUCUUCUGUGACCGGAAAUCCAUUUUCGACUUUGAAUUUCUCUGGUAAUAGCUUCAGUAAUCUUUAUCCUCGAUAACAGUUGCAAAGUUCACCUGUUUAUUAGAAUUGUAUAGAUACACAUAGACGGAUAGAUGAAUCGAUGUUACAAAUUUCUGCGUCUGCUCAAAGAGGAAUCAAUUAGUUCUAGAUUUUCGUCGCUUGCUCAUAAAUAAAGCUGUGUUUGAUUCUUGUUUCAUGUA
Messenger RNA from Dioscorea cayenensis subsp. rotundata (Guinea yam), 3041 nucleotides. Its product is annotated as probable LRR receptor-like serine/threonine-protein kinase At1g06840. Lineage: Eukaryota; Viridiplantae; Streptophyta; Magnoliopsida; Dioscoreales; Dioscoreaceae. Gene Ontology annotation, biological process: protein phosphorylation. Bases 68 to 2878 code for a protein of 936 amino acids. The transcript has 21 exons. Gene Ontology annotation, molecular function: protein kinase activity; protein binding; ATP binding. The record is from RefSeq and is a predicted model, not a curated record.